AAGAACGGACCAGAUGCUUGUCCAGCUCCACCAUCGACGCAUCGGGAUCAAAGGGUUCAGAGCAUCAAACCUCUCGCAUGGCGCCGCCGCUCACAGCCGCCCUCCGCCGCCACCUUCUCCUCCCCCGCCGUUUCUCAUUUCUCCCCUCUCGCCACCUUAGCCUCUCCACCAACUCCCUCUCCGACCAAAGCGACUUCGAGUACGAUCCCCCCCUUCCCCCUGCUCCCAACGACGACGGCGAGCUCGCCUCCUUCGUCCGCCACAUCUCCCAAGCCUCCUCCGCCGCGUCGUCCCCGAAGGAGGCCCUCGCCUACCUUCUGUCUUCCUCUUUUCGCCCAUCGCCGGCCGCUCCUUCCCUCCUCGUCCGCGCGCUCUGGGAGCUCCGCCGCGACCCGGAGGCAGCAGCGCUCGCGCUUCGCUGGGGCGACGAGUGCAGCGCCACGUCCGGGGCUGAGGGGACCGAGUCCCUGCCAGCGGAGGCGUGGCACCUGGCCGUAUGGGCUGCGGGGAGGGCUGGGCGAUUCGACCUCGCAUGGGCGGCCGUGCGGCGGAUGCUGCGCCGUGGGGUGCUGACCCGCCGUGCCAUGGUCAUCUUGAUGGAGAGGUAUGCAGCUGUCAAUGAGGUGAACAAAGCAGUCAAGACCUUUGAUGCGAUGGAGAGAUUUAAAGUGGAAGCAGACCAAACUGUAUUUUAUUCCCUUCUUCGUGCUCUUUGCAAAAGUAAAAACAUCGAAGACGCUGAGGAGUUGCUUCUUACAAGAAAGAAUUUUUUUCCGCUCACGGCAGAAGGUUUCAAUAUAGUUCUUGAUGGUUGGUGUAAUAUAUUCACUGAUGUGGCUGAAGUAAAGAGAGUUUGGCGAGAAAUGUCAAAUUGCUGCAUUACUCCUGAUGGUACAUCUUAUACUCUCAUGGUUUGUUGUUUCUCAAAAGUAGGAAACCUUUUUGAUACUCUGAGACUUUAUGAUGAGAUGAAGAAGAGAGGUUGGACUCCUGGUAUCGGUGUCUAUAAUUCACUUGUCUAUGUUCUGACAAGAGAGAAUUGCAUGAAGGAAGCAAAAAAUAUUCUCGGUAAAAUUGCAGAUGAAGGUCUCCAACCGGAUGUUGAAACAUACAACAGCAUUAUAGUUCCUCUUUGUGAAAGUUACAAGCUUGAUGAAGCGCGAAAGAUAAUGGAGGACAUGAUAAUGAAGGGCAUUGUUCCAACCAUUUUGACGUACCAUGCAUUUUUGAAACAAGAAGGCAUUGACGAAACAUUGCAGCUACUGAAAAAAAUGAAAGAAGAUGGCUGUGGCCCUAACAGUGAUACAUUUCUCAUACUUAUUGAUAAGUUUAUACAAUUGAAUGAGUCUGGCAAUGCUCUGAGAGUGUGGAAUCAAAUGAGAAGAUAUGACCUUAGGCCUGCUUAUGUACACUAUAUGGCAUUGAUACAAGGUUUGGUUAAACAUGGAUGUGUACCACGAGCUUUAGAGUAUUAUGAUGAAAUGAAGUUAAAUGGUUUUGCUUCCGAUCCAAUACUUGAUAAGGAAUUCAAAACUUUUCUGUUGGCCAACAGAGACCAUUGGAGAGGAGCAGGCAAAUAUAAUCUAAUUCCACAGCGUGGCAAACAUUUUACAAGAAGGAUAAGAAUGCCGUGACACAUGUGGCACUAUUAAACUUGCUUCCAGUUUUCUUUGUACAUAUGAGGGUCUUCAUGAUACAGAAGUAAAUGCGAACAAAUGUGAUUGUGAGUUCUUUCUCCAAGCAGGUUUGCAGCUGGGGUGGGUGACCAUCCAGUCCAAGUCUGUCGCUACAUUCAGGAGGACAACUCUGUUUUUGUAGAAAACACAAAUCAAGGCUGAGCGUCAUUGCAUAUUAACACGUCGACAAUAACCGUCAGAAAGAAUUGGUCCUUUCUGAAAGAGAUUUGGUGUGGA
This is a messenger RNA of Lolium perenne, 1913 nucleotides long. RefSeq names its product pentatricopeptide repeat-containing protein At1g80880, mitochondrial. Lineage: Eukaryota; Viridiplantae; Streptophyta; Magnoliopsida; Poales; Poaceae. Gene Ontology annotation, molecular function: protein binding. The record is from RefSeq and is a predicted model, not a curated record.